AUGGCCCCGAUUAAGUUGUACACUACGCGCCGUACGCCGGCCGGCCGGGCUGUUGAGCUGACGGCGAAGCUGUUGGGGCUGGAGCUGGACAUCCAGUACAUGGAUUUGGUGAAGAAGGAGCAUAUGACUCCGGAAUACCUCAAGAUGAAUCCCCUCCACACGGUGCCCACGAUCAACGAUAACGGGGUGGCGCUGUUCGACAGCCACGCGAUCAUCGUCUACCUGGUCUCGAAGUACGCCAAGGACGACGGACUCUAUCCGAAGGACCUGGUCCAGCAGAUGUGCACGUAUCCGUCGUUGAGAAAUGAACACAUUUAG
Anopheles bellator is the source of this 318-nucleotide messenger RNA. RefSeq names its product glutathione S-transferase 1-like. Bases 1 to 318 code for a protein of 105 amino acids. The transcript has 3 exons. Lineage: Eukaryota; Metazoa; Arthropoda; Insecta; Diptera; Culicidae. The record is from RefSeq and is a predicted model, not a curated record. Gene Ontology annotation, molecular function: glutathione transferase activity. Gene Ontology annotation, biological process: glutathione metabolic process.